CAUUGAGCUCAGCAAGCUCGAUCAGGAACAAGACGUCUGUCCCGUCUGACGAUGUAAUUGCAUCAAUUAUUCCCGUCUUGGGGUAGUGAUUCUAUGAUGUCCAUUUUUAAUAACUACUUUAUUUUCCCCAAGAUAGUUUAAGUUCUCCUAAGAGUAUUAGUGCUUCUCCCUACUUCGUUUACAUGGCAUAUAUACCAGUGAGAGAGGAUCAAACUUGUAACAGCUAAUGACAAUGCUACGAAGCACGCAGUCCUUUUUAACAAGCUCAUCCAGAGCAAUUGUUUCGCCAAAACACCCAGUCUCCUUAUCAUUAAGAUCACAAAACUGGACGACAUUUACAGCUACUAAGUCCAGUUCAAUAUACCCAAGAGCGCCUAUUUUCCGCAUCAUCGCACCAAUACAAAAAGCUCAGUAUGUCACCAAGACACCGAGCGGCUUCCAACAGGGAAGAGAUCCAGAAGAAGAGAGAAAAUUUGGCCAGCGCAAGCUUGAGUCGAAUCCAGAAAUAGUAACCACGGAGUCGAGUGUUCGUCAUUUAUAUGAGCCCGAUAAUCAAAGAGCACAGAAACCCAUUAGGCAUGGCGUCAGGGACGAUUUGAAAACUGUCAAGGAUACUUUUGACCUUUCGAGCGUUCCAAAAGAGCCCUAUUUCCUCGGUCUUGCGGGCACCUUGCCGUAUCUCGCCACGUCUCUCUCUACCGUUUAUCUUUCAUGGGACUUGAAUACUGUGUGGCCGACUACAUCCAAUUUCCUAAAUAAUAUCCUCAUCAGCCAUGAUACGGCUCGACAAUUACUAAGUGUCAUCGAGCCCAUACAAUUAGGAUAUGGCGCCAUCAUAAUCAGCUUCCUUGGCGCAGUUCAUUGGGGCAUGGAGUAUACCGAAAAGAUACCCGACCGAGACCGCACGCGGUUCCGGUAUGGACUCGGUGUCCUGGCCCCUAUAGUAGCGUGGCCAACAUUGCUCAUGCCUAUGGAUUUUGCACUGACAUCUCAGUUCGCGGCUUUUGUCAUGCUGUACUUUGCUGAUUCUCGAGCUACCGUUCGAGCUUGGGCACCAUCAUGGUAUGGAGCAUACCGGUUUGUAUUAACUGCUAUCGUAGGCGCUGCCAUUUUUAUCAGUCUCAUUGGGCGGAUGAAAGUUGGCGAUGCGAAGCCAAGGCUAACAGGCCUGGAUGAGAAGCUACACGACCGAAGGGGCGAGGAGGAUUAUACCGAGAAAUGGGAAGUCCUUGAGAAGAAGGAGAAAGAAAAAAUAAAAAAGGAAAAGGAGGCCGAAGAGAAGAAGAAGGCAGAGGAGAAUGCGAAGAAGUCAAGCAGCGGGAAGGGCGGGGGUAAAGGGGAAAAGAAGGACGACAAGGCGGACGACAAGGAGGGUGGAAAGGAUGGGGAUAAAGGUGGGGAGGAAGCGAAACAAGAUGACAAGAAGAAGAAGGGUGACAGCAAGUGAGCGUGAUGACAAGAUACAGCGAGCUAUAUACCUUCUAUCCUUACUCGAUAUGUUUGUCGAAAUUGUUAGGGAUGGAUCUUAGAGCUAGAUGUUAGAUAUGUAUUAUACUUAACUACGAACAUUGGGCAUUUUCAUGCGAUUUUUCAUGCGAUUUUCCCGCAUUAAGGUGGUAAGCGAGCAAGCGAACCUGCUACUUCGCCAGCAUAGCUCAAAAGAGAAAAUAUUAAUAAAA
This is a messenger RNA of Daldinia loculata, 1679 nucleotides long. RefSeq lists its product as uncharacterized. Lineage: Eukaryota; Fungi; Ascomycota; Sordariomycetes; Xylariales; Hypoxylaceae. The transcript is spliced from 2 exons. The record is from RefSeq and is a predicted model, not a curated record. Bases 227 to 1447 code for a protein of 406 amino acids.